GCGUGACCGGCCUGUGCAGGCUCGGCUUGCUCGGGCCUAACAUUUCUUUUCCAUUAUCCUACCUCAGGGGAAUAGCCGAAUGCUAGAUGAGUUGCGAGUUGCAUUUCAUCGAGCACAUCUAGACCAUCGAUCUCGUGAUUUCCGUAGCUGAGAUUCACAUAAUUAAUGAUUGGGGUGAUAUUUGGUUAACAUGCUUCCAAAUCAAUGCAAGAACGGCGAGAGAAAGAGAGAGAUAUUGAUUGAUUUUGGGUGGUUGAGCAUGCAUUUCUCACUCGGCUUUUGUUUUUCUUCAAAAUAAAGCUGUACAACAUGGAACAAGAACACAGCAGUGAACACUAAACAUGCACCCCACGUUCACAACAGCCAAGAGCCUCCAGAAUUAGAAAUCGCCUAAAAUUCCCACCAACAAAGAGAGAGAGAGAGAGAGAGAGAGAGAGAGAAAGAAAACCAACAUUAGCCUUCACGAUUUUGUCUAUCUCACUAGAUUCUAUUGACAUUCUUUUCUCUCUCUCCCUGUCACACUUUGGAGUUGGCUUCUUCCCUUCUUUUCUUCCUCUCUCGCUCCCGUUGCCCAGCAGCUAAUUCAAACCAGACAUAUCAAUCAUGUCUCUCCCUCUUCCUUGUUGAAGCUUUAACGAUAUCGCGUCGGGGUCGAUUCUAUUCGGUACCCCGAAUACAUAUGCUCUUGUGGCCGUGUGUUGUUGUCGGCUCAUCGGAUCGGUAUAAUCUGUUCUGACCAAAUGAUGGUCCGGGCCCUGGAACAAGAGCAAGAGGACUACAGGUCUAGGCUCUUCCAUUUCCAGGGUAUGCACGACAACGCGGGGCAUCAUGUCAAGAGCUUGAGUGCCGAGCAGAGCAUGUGCGUUGAAGAGCUCUCGGGCGAUGAUGCGACAAUGUCAAGAAGCUACGGAGCGAAGCCUCAGAAUGAGAAACCGAUGGAGCAACAACAGAUUGGUUGGUCGCUCCAUAAAUCUACCGCCAAGGCCCCUAAAUCGCGCCUAGCCCGUGACAAAGCUAAAGAUAAGCAACCAACAGAAACGGAUUUGAUAAAGGAAAGGUUUGCGAAGCUGCUUUUGGGUGAGGAUAUGUCUGGUGGAGGAAAAGGUGUUUCCUCGGCUUUGGCCUUAUCGAAUGCCAUCACAAAUCUGGCCGCUUCUGCAUUUGGCGAGCAAAAGCGGCUAGAGCCCAUGGCCCCAGAAAUGAGAGCGAGGUGGAAAAAGGAGAUCGACUGGCUCUUAUCUGUCACGGACCACAUUGUUGAAUUCGUUCCUUCUCAACAGAAAACUAACGGGGUGAACAUGGAGAUUAUGACAACGAAGCAACGCACCGAUCUCCACAUGAACAUCCCUGCUUUGCGAAAGCUAGAUGCAAUGCUCAUCGAUUGUUUGGAUAACUUCAAAGACCAAAACGAAUUCUUCUAUGUAAAGGAUGACAAGGACUCAGAGAAAGGAAAUUCGAAGAGAAAAGAUGACAAGUGGUGGUUGCCCACGGUAAAAGUGCCGCCGAAUGGUCUCUCGGAAAUGUCAAGGAAAUGGCUCCAGUUUCAGAAGGAUUCUGUCAACCAGGUCCUGAAAGCGGCUAUGGCGAUAAAUGCGCAAGUCUUAUCAGAAAUGGAGAUACCCGAAAAUUACAUUGAAUCUCUACCUAAGAAUGGAAGAGCAAGCCUUGGAGACUCCCUCUACAAGAACAUAACAGACGAAUACUUCGAUCCAGAUCAAUUCCUCUGCGCGGUGGACAUGUCGUCCGAACACAAAAUCCUAGACCUAAAGAACAAGAUCGAGGCCUCGAUCGUAAUAUGGAAGAGGAAGAUGCACAAUAAGGAUAGUAAAUCAUCUUGGGGAUCCGCUGUGAGCAUGGAGAAGAGGGAGCUUUUCGAAGAGAGAGCGGAGACAAUUUUGCUCCUCCUUAAGCAACGGUUUCCAGGAAUAUCUCAAUCAGCACUGGACAUUAGCAAAAUCCAAUACAACCGGGAUGUUGGACAGGCUAUCCUAGAGAGCUAUUCAAGGAUACUAGAGAGCCUGGCCUUCACAGUGUUGUCCAGAAUCGAAGAUGUCCUCCAUGCCGAUUAUAUUGCGCAGAAUCCAUCGCAAGCAUCACAGAAGAGAAACCCUCUAAGAGAUUGUCCAUCACUGACAGGGACACAGAAGUUCAACGCUCAAGAGGAGAUAGAGAAGCUAAAUUUGUCAGAAGCACCCAGUUCAAUGACAUUAUCGGACUUCAUGGGGUGGAACUUGGAUCAACAAGAGGCCGAGGAAAAGAAAGACAGAGCUGCUGAUGAUUUGCUUAAAGACAGUGAAGGGAAGCACAUGGAUAAGCUCUCCUACGUAAGGACCACCAACAAGAAGGUUUCAUAUCUCGAGAACUUGGGCGGCGUAAGAAGCCCCACUUCACGCCAUUAGUGGUAGUUUCAUAGAGGAAGAAAGGUUAGGAAGGACGGCAAGUGAAAGAGAAGAUUUAUGGGAGGAAAAUUCAAAGCUUCAAGGAACAGAGAUCACGAUUGAAGAUACAAGGACCUGCACGAGUGCCCUCAUGAAUUGUAUUUGGCUAAUGCUACUCUUUUCCUUCUGUAAUUGAGGAGGAUUAGGAGGAUGAAGAAAGCUAAUAAUCUGAGUGUCUUGUACAUGCUAACUUCAGCGCAAGCAAAGCUCUGGUCCGCCAA
Syzygium oleosum is the source of this 2659-nucleotide messenger RNA. RefSeq names its product rop guanine nucleotide exchange factor 12-like. The coding region runs from base 741 to 2399 and encodes 552 amino acids. Lineage: Eukaryota; Viridiplantae; Streptophyta; Magnoliopsida; Myrtales; Myrtaceae. The record is from RefSeq and is a predicted model, not a curated record. The transcript is spliced from 7 exons. Gene Ontology annotation, molecular function: guanyl-nucleotide exchange factor activity.